This is a messenger RNA of Oreochromis niloticus (Nile tilapia), 3911 nucleotides long. It is a transcript of the gene rabep1, whose product is annotated as rabaptin, RAB GTPase binding effector protein 1. Gene Ontology annotation, cellular component: intracellular membrane-bounded organelle. The transcript has 19 exons. The record is from RefSeq and is a predicted model, not a curated record. NCBI's taxonomy places the organism in Eukaryota, Metazoa, Chordata, Actinopteri, Cichliformes, Cichlidae. Gene Ontology annotation, molecular function: GTPase activator activity; growth factor activity. Bases 116 to 2701 code for a protein of 861 amino acids. Gene Ontology annotation, biological process: endocytosis.
UCGCACUCUUUCGUCGCUAGCUUGACACUAGUUGUGAUGUUAGCUUGUUUUCUUGGACGCUCCUAGCUCUGAUCCCACCGCCCUGCUAAUUGUCUUACGCCCCCCUCAGGAAACCAUGGCCUCGGAGGCCUCGGGAUCCCCUCAGUCGUCCCAACAUGACGCGGUGCUAGAGCAGCGAGUGGCAGCUCUGGAGCAGGAGAGGGCCGAGUUCAUCAAACUCAAGCAGCAGCUGGAGGUGGAGUUCAACCAGAAGCGGGCCAAGUUCAAAGACCUUUACAUCUCCAAGGAAGAGGAGCUGAAGAGGCAGACAGCUGCACUGGAGGACGCCCAUUCUGAGCUGAGCUCUGUCCAGACCCAGCUCUCUCAGGCCCGGGCUGAGAUAGAGACCAUCAAAGCUGUGGCCACCGUGUCAGAAAACACCAAACAGGAAGCCAUCGACCAGGUCCGCAGCCAAUGGCAGGAGGAGGUGGCCUCCCUGCAGGCCAUAAUGAAAGACACGGUGUGUGAGUAUGAGGUCCAGUUCCACCAACGCCUGGAGCAAGAGCGUGCCCAGUGGAACCAGUAUCGCGAGGCGGUGGAGAGGGAGCUGGGCGAGCUGAGGCGCCGGCUCUCCGAGGGUCAGGAGGAGGAGAACCUGGAGGAUGAAAUGAAGAAAGCCCAGGAGGAUGCAGAGAAGCUGCGUUCAGUAGUGAUGCCCAUGGAGCACGAGAUCGCAGCCCUGAAGGCCAAACUGGCCACAGCCGAGGAGAAGGUGAAGGAGUUGGAGGCCUCGAAGGUCAAGGAGCUCAAUCACGUUCUGGAGGCUGAGAAGUCGUGUCGUACGGACCUGGAGAUGUAUGUCGCUGUGCUGAACACGCAGAAGUCCGUCCUGCAGGAGGAUGCGGAGAAACUACGGAAGGAGCUUCAUGAUGUCUGUCACAAGCUGGAGUUGGAGCGGCAGCAGCACAACCAGCUGAAGCACACAUGGCAGCGAGCCAACGACCAGUUCCUGGAGUCUCACCGCCUCCUUAUGAGGGACAUGCAGAGGAUCGAGAGCGUGCUGUCAUCAGAACAGCUCCGCCAGGUGGAGGAGAUGAAGAAGAAAGACCAGGAGGAUGACGAAAAGGAGCGCCUGAGUCAAGUGAAGGACCUGCAGGAGGACGACGGAGGAGACAACACCGAGCCUUUGGAGGACUUAUUCCUCGGCCUGAGCGUCGAGGAGCCCCAUGUGAACCACAGCGCCCACGGCUCUAUGCACUCCUUAGACACUGAUGUGGUGACGAGCAGCCCCAUGGACCCUUACAAGGACAACCUGCGGCGAGUUCAGUCCACAGACAGCCUCGGUUCCUCGCUGUCCGCCCAGCAGGGUCUCGGCGGCCAGAACCACAAGGCCAAAUCAGCAGGCCACUUAGACGAGUCGGACUUUGGGCCCUUGGUUGGGGCCGACAGCGGGGUGACAGACAGUAGUUUUGGAGAGACUGCGUCAAUCAGCUCAAUCAAGCUGCCGACAAGUCACUUCCUGCUGACUAAAGACCAGGAGAAGGCGAUCAAAGCCAUGACCCCGGAGCAGGAGGAGACGGCGUCGCUGCUGUCCAGCAUCUCUCACGCCCCAGACACCGCUUACUUACCGCCUGGCGGCUACCGGCUCGUCAGUGACAGCGAGUGGAACCUGCUACAGCAAGAGUUGAAAAAUGCUGGCAGGAAGCUCGGACGAAGGUGCGACAUGUGCUCAAACUAUGAGAAGCAGCUUCAGGCCAUCCAAGGACAGGAGGCUGAGACAAGAGAUCAGGUGAAGAAGCUGCAGGUGAUGCUACGUCAGGCCAACGAUCAGCUGGAGAGGACGAUGACUGAGAAGCAGAAUUUGGAAGAUUCAGUUAAAGCAGGAAACGAGGAAACCGCUGCUAAGGUAUCUGGCCUCAUGCAGAGAGUCCAGGAAUCAGAAACACUGCUCAGCACACUACAGCAAGCCUUCAGUGACGCUAAGAGGAACACACAGGAACAGAUGGCGGUGCUGCUGAAGUCCAGGGAGCAGGUGGCAGAUGAGCUAAGUCGACUACAGAGAGACAACGAGAGUCUGCAGGGGAAGCACAGGCUGCAUUUAGAACUGCAGCAGCAAGAAGACUUCCAAAUGCCCACUACUGUUCAAGAGCUCCAGGGACUGGUGCUGCGGUUGCGUGAGGACAUGGUGGCGUUACGGACGUCGGCCGAUCACAUGGAGGAGAAGCUGAAGGCUGAGAUCUUGUUUCUGAAGGAGCAGAUCCAGGCGGAGCAGUGCCUGAAGGAGAACCUGGAGGACACUCUGCAGCUGGAGAUCGAGGGAUGUAAGGAGGAAAUAGACAUCCUGGAAGCAUCUUUCUCCAGUUUGAAGACGGAGCUGGAGCGAAUAAAAGCGGAGAAGGAACAGCUGGAGAGCAGUUUGGCCGAGAAGACUGAGACACUGAGGAGCCUCCAGGGCCUGAGGAUCAGCCUGGAGCAUCAGCUCAAAGAGCUCACCACUGCAAAGAGUGCACUCGAAAGUCAAGUCCUCGACGAGAAAGACAAAGCCCAGCGUCUGCAGACCGAGCUGGACGUCAGCGAGCAGGUUCAGAAGGACUUUGUCAAACUUUCUCAGACCCUUCAGGUACAGCUGGAGCGGAUACGACAGGCGGACUCCUUGGAUCGAAUCAAAGUAAUCCUCAAUGACACCAACUUGACUGACAUCAAUCAGCUUCCAGAGACAUGAUACCACUGAAGGACGACUGCCUUCACUUUCAUUUCCCCUUCUUUCUAUUUCACUGACCCAGUAACAUAUUACCCGACCCUUCCUCUUCUUCUUCCUCCUCCUCCCCCCCAUAACCACCUGGGAAGAGUUUGGAGGGACAUGGACAGACGUGGCAUGAGGAGCUCAUGGCCUUUUGUGUACAUUAGAAGUCUCUGAACACACCACAGAUAGAAUAAUGAAGAAGAACACUACUAAAAAAAAUAAAAUGUAAAUAACUAAAUGUGGACGGAGGGAGCGGGUGGAGGUGCUUCUCCCUGUGGGUUCUGUCUGUCUUGUUUCUACUGUAGAUACGACUGUCUGUAUUAGCUCGACCAAAAAAAGGUUUGUCGUCCUCUGAAGCACUUUUCAUCUGCGACUUCUCUUUCCAGGUAAAUAGAAAAUAAUUGGAUGCAUAAAUUUUCCUCCGUCUGUUCUCAAAGCGGUUGAUAAUCGCUUCCUUUCUCCUCUUGCUUGUUCUUUCCGUGUUUUGUUUUGGGUUUUUUUUUCCUUUUUCCUCCAGUUUUCUUGCUCUUUUUUUCUCUCUGUGACAUUUCCACCCUCUUCUGGUCAUUUUUAACUCUGUGACAGCAGCACGAUGAAGGAAGGAAAAUACUUGCACAUAAUUUAACCGGGAUAAGAAAAUAUGGAAAGUAACAAAAUGCGAGCAAUACCCUUCAUGUCUUCAGCACCCUCUGCUGUGUUUUUGCUCUGUUUGUUGCUCUUUGGUGUCUGACAGAUGCCUUUUGUUUUUUUUUUUUUGUUUUUUUGUUUUGUUUUUUUUUUUAAAGCUGCAGAAAUACAGUGAAGAAACAUUAGUCACGUUCAAACUUGUGUUUUUGUUUCUCAACAUGUUUAAAAAAAAAUUAAAAAGAAGAAACACUAGUUAAUCCAGGUCAUGUCAGGUAAACGGAUGUUUAGGUGAGGAGGGAAAUUACAGAAUUAAAACGGGAAAGUAAUGGCUUUUAACACACACUUUGUUCCUGGUAUUCUUUUCCUUUUUUUUGACUUUCCUUAAUGUACAUCUGAAGAUCUUAAUUUAUCGCGGGCUUUUUAAAGGUGUGAUGGAUGGAUCGCCUGCAGGCCUGUUGUCCCCACAACUAGUGAUUUUUCUAAAGUGUAAAGAAACAGUUCAUUCAUCACUAAGAGGAUUCUGUUGUCUCUGAAGCUACUAAUUAAAUUAAAUCACCUUUAA